AUGUCCAAUUCUGCCAGCAUGUGUGAAGUUAGCCUGGUUGGAUUAGCUUUAUGGGCUUCCAUGCAAAUGAGACAAUAACACCUAUCCUGCCAGAAGUCAGGCUAUUACUGGUUUGUAGGUGACGUCACGGCUGCGAUGUUGGUGGUCAAGAACAAAAGCAUUUCUCUCCUCUGGGAUUUAAACUCUAUCUUUAUGUAAAUUCUGCGAGAAAAAAUCCUAUUGUAUUGACCCCCAACAUGGCGGCCUUGUCACGUGGUUGCAAACCAAGAAUUUGCGGGGUGUUGGAACCCUCACUCAGGAACGUCUUGUAGGUGACCACUCCCCUUAUGAAAGUGUAGCGUUAUUGGAGUUCACUUAUGGGCAGUUUCAACAUACUAAAUUAAGUCAUGUCACUUAUUUCAGUAAAUUGUGUCUUCUAUAGCCUUAAUCUUUGAACACAAAAAUCCUGUCAGAGUUCUGUAACCAAUGAAUAAAAUGGUAUUGUAACUGGCAAGUCUCCCAGUUACCUCUUUCUAAACUUUCUGGAUCUGCCCCUGAAAUAUUGUGCUAACCUUGGGUUAUCCUACCCCUGCUUUUAACAACCUGGCCAUACAGAAAGAGCAAAAUAUUGCUCGACAAAUGCUUCACUGAGUGAAAUGCUUAGCAAGGAAGGGAGUAACUUGGGGCUAUAUUCCAGGCCCCUCUUUUUGUCCAACAGUUUGAUGGUUUGUGGUUUUUUUGGUUCAGAUGCCAGAAAUUAAACUACAAAGCUCAGAUGGAGAAAUUUAUGAAGUUGAUGUAGAAGUGGCAAAAGCUUCUGUCACAAUAAAAACUAUGCUUGAAGGUGAGUUCAAAGGAGAAGCCCUUUUUGUGAUUACACAUAACAUUGUGAAAUGAUGAAUUUGGGGAGCAAGGGUGGUGCAGUGGUGAGAGCACUCGCCUCCCACCAAUGUGGCCCGGGUUCAACUCCUGGCGUGGACGCCAUAUGUGGGUUGAGUUUGUUGUUGGUUCUCUCCCUUGCUCUGAGAGGUUUUUCUCUGGGUACUCCGGUUUUCCCCUCUCCUCAAAAACCAACAUUUCCAAAUUCCAAUUCGACCAAUCAGGUAGAUGAAGAACCACUAUGUGGAUAUGCUACCUGCAAAUCGUUAUUUAUUUUAUUUAUUUAUUUUUAUUUAUAUCUUUGAACUGCACGGUGAAGAAAUAAAUGCAGAGAUGAUCAUCACAACUCUACACUUACAUAACAUUGUAUUUAGUAUUUAUUACACAGUUUCAUAUCUAUAAACAUAUUGGAGAAUUAAUGUUGUCUGUGUUAUCAUAAAUAGGCAUAAGACAUCAGGACAUUAUUUCAUUUUUUUAAAAAUAGUAAUUGGCUUUCGUAACUUUAAGGGGAACUUCGCUCUAUAUUAACAACUCAAGUAAGUGCAUGAGCAAAAUAAUGACAGUUUGAUGUGGGUGAAAAUUACUAGCUAUGUACAGUGAAUUAUGAUUGACAGUUGGUAUUUAUUUUUGCUUGGAUUUCAUUCUCCUUUUAGAGAUUGUUAAAACUUGACUGAACAACAGUCAGGACCAUCUCAAGGUGCUUCUUUUUUGACAGUUUAAAUCUUAGAGAGUCGAUAGGAAAAAGUUGUACAAGGUUAUGCGCAAGGGAAAAAAUGAUGCCACAGAAAGCUGUGAGAUUAAAAUGCAGGCUGUUUACUCAACCUUAAGGUCUUCAUGGUUUGACCCAUAUUACCAUGCUUUAAUUUUUAGAUCUUGGCAUGGAUGAAGAUGAUGACGAACCAGUCCCACUUCCCAAUGUCAAUGCAGCCAUUCUUGCCAAGGUAAAUACAGUGCAUCAUAGAUACAGCCUUUUUAUAUGGAGCCUUGCAUUUGUUAGUGUUGAAGAGGUUUCAUUUGAAUGGUUAGACAGGAUUUCAUCCACAGACCCAAAUUUAGAACUGCACACUAAUAGAUGGUACCGUAUGAAAGUACUGCUUAAGAGGUUUCAUUUGAAUGGCCAUAACAUAGAACCUCAUUCACAGACUCUAAGGUAGAACUACAGACCAAACACAUAGCACCAUGGUAAAUUACUUAGACUGUGAUUUAAAGUUUUGGGCAAAUUGUCUCCAUAAGAGUGUUAGCAUCAAGGCUUAUAAAAAAGUGGACACAGCCUUACUUCCUGUUGACGUGUGUGGCUCAAAAACGCCUGUACUUAAGCUCCCUAAUUUUCAUCUUGCCCUGUGCUGUUCAAGUAAGGACAGUCAAAGUGGCAGCCCUUGUUAAAAGCUUGCACUGUAAGUAAUCAGCUUUUUUGUUAUUUUGUAGGUGAUCAAGUGGGCUCAGAAACACAAGGAUGACCCACCACCACCAGACGAUGAUGAAAACAAAGAGAAAAGAACAGAUGACAUCGAUCCUUGGGAUCAAGAAUUCCUCAAAGUCGACCAGGGAACACUUUUUGAGUUAAUUCUUGUGAGUAUUAAUAGAACUGUCAGUGCUAGUCUGAGCUUAAUUUUUUGGGAACCUACAGUUUUGAUAUGGUCACCAGAAAUAAAAUAUGAAAGCCUAAAAAAAGGAGAUGCUAUUGAAUUUGGAGCCACAUGCCACAUCUCAAGGCUUAAUACCUGAACAGAGAGUGUAAAGGAGGUGAAUUAUAAAAAUUGGAGCAUGUAUAAUAUCUCAUUCAAAUGUUUUAUGAUCUCGCUGUAAUUGGAAAAUUAGCAACUGAGCUAUCCUUUUAAUUACAGUGUAUGAGUUGCAGUUAAUUUUUUAUCUCAGGUAAUUUUUAUUUUUCCUUUGUUUCAAUUUCAUUAGCUUACAUUACCCUACCCCAAAACAAAAAAAAAACAAAACUUAACUGAGAUGAAAAUUGACCACAACAUAUGCAUUAAAAUAAUAUUUUUUCAGUCGUUUGACCUGUUCUUUCAUUGCAGGCUGCAAACUACCUUGAUAUCAAAGGACUUCUAGAUGUGACAUGUAAAACAGUUGCCAACAUGAUCAAAGGUAUUCUUCUAUUCUAAUGCUUUUUGAGUUCAGUCUGUGCCCCCAUUAGUUUGAAAUGUCAGCCGUCUCCACCCCUAAGUCAAAAUUAAAAGUGUACUGCAGUAAAAACCCACAUAUAAGAACUUACUUUUUUGAAGUAUGGCAAAAUAGGUUCUUGUAUUUUGGAGUACUUAUUAGCAAUUUAGGCUAAGUAGGUUCUUAAUUGGGUUCUUAAUUUUUAUGAAGGAGGUAAGAGAUUGUUGUUUAGCAGAAAAAUAAAUAAACUUGGGUUUGGUCAUUAAAAAUACAGUAUUUAUUCACAAUUGUGUUAUUAUAAUACCCUAACAAAACUUAUUGCUGAAUUUACAUACAGUUUGGUACAGAAUUUUCUUGUUACACUUAAAUUUACAAUCUCAAAAUUACAUUCCUUGGUUAAAUUGUUUAUCAUAAUGACCCAAAUAUAAGCACCUGCCUGAUCUUGCUUGGCUAAACAGGUUCUAGCCUGUUCCAGGCGUUCGGAUGGUGGGGAGCAGGCAAAAAAUUAGGGCGCCAGCGAAAAAUUGACGAGGGAAAAAAUAGGGCGGGACACAGUCUCCCCUCGUUUUUUUCCCCUCAUGUUUCUUUCUGUGCUGGCCGCCUUCGAUUUAACUUGCUCCCCACUAUCUAAACCCCUGGAACAGGCUAAACAGGUUCUUGUAUUUUUGUGCAUUAUAGUGGCAAUUUUGUUCCAGGAAGUUCUUAAUUAAUUCACAGGUUCUUAUAUGCAGGUGUUUGCUGUAUUUUAUUCCCAAAAUACACCUUGUAAUACCUCAAAGACAUAACCUAAGAUAUUUAAAAUGUAUAUCUUGAAUCCUGAGCAAAUUCUUGUUGAAAGACCAAGAUGCAAUAGGACAAAAAAUUGAUUGAUUGAUUUGAUUUAGUGUAAAUCAUAUUGAGAAUAAGUUUACAUUCAUCUUCUGUACGUCAUAUCUAUAAACACAAGUUGUAUUUAGGUUUCAAAAUUAGUCUUAAAUUUUUUGCCAACAUCCGCCUUAGUUGUAUAUUUACACUCUCAGUGGCCGGUCUAUUUAUUUGAGUACUGCUAUAAGGGUUGUUUUGGUCAAGUAUAAAAGUAAGGGACAACCAGAACUGUUUUGCCUAGUAUCGUCAAAUUUUACAAAAUGACAUCUUACACAUGAAAUUUUCCGAAUUUUACCUGUGUUUUCACAAUUUUUGUGAAAUUUGACUUAUAUUUUCUUGAGGUCCCAUGAGAAAUAGUCUUUGGUGUUAUUACAGACAACUAAUUAUUAUAUCUAUAGCCCUUGAAAAAUAUAAAAAAGAAUGUGAUAUUGUUUAAAUUAUUCUGGUACAAGGUUUUUGUCCACUGAAAAUUAAAAUUGCUCAAUUUCCUGCUGGAUUGCGUUUUAAGCUUUCCCUCUCCCAUCCCCUCCACUGAAUGAUGUGUCGUUGUUCGUGCUACCCGUAGAAAACAAGAAACAACCAACUUCAAAUGGAGGGGAGGAGGGAGGGGUGUGGGUUGUUUUGUUCUCUAAAGUUACCCUAAUAGAGUUGAGUGCACUGUCUGAACAAUUUUAACACCAAUUGUAGACCAGGAAAAAGUUACAGGGAACAUUUUAACUCCCCCCCCCCCCCCCCCCCAAAAAAAAAAAAAAAAAAAAAAAAAAAAAAAAAAAAAAAAAAAAAAAAAGAUAUAUGAUUUUGUUUUUUUUGUUUUAUAAGAAAAAAUAAAAACAAGAAUUUUUUUUUUUUAAGUAAUAAUCCUAUAUUAUAAUUAAAAAUAAUAUAAAAAAAAAAUGAAAAAAAUCAAACAGAGUGUCUUAAAAAACAGAAAAAAAUCAAAAUAAAAAAAAGAAAAAAAAAAAAACAGAAAAAAAACAAAUCGAAAGGGGGGGGGGGGGGGGGGGGGUGUGUGUUUUUUGUGCUUAUAAAUGACCCAAAAAAAGGGAAGGGACCCGCUGUAACAAAUUUUACACCCAAAUUAGACCAAGAAAAAAUUGAAGGGCAAACCUUUAAACCCCCCCCCCCCCCCGCCAAACAAAAACAAAAACAAAAACAAAAAAAAACAUAGUAAAUAAAGAGAUUUUGCAGUUGGUUGAUUUUCAUGCUCCAAAUUGGAAAAUAAAGUUAGGGAUUUUUUCUUCUCAAGUGACUGGCAUUCCUGAAUGUAUGCAAGUAACUAAAUUCAAUUUGAAUUGAAUCCACCACUGUGUAUUAACCAAUAAACAGGUAAAACUCCUGAAGAAAUAAGGAAGACAUUUAAUAUCAAGAAUGACUUUACUCCAGAAGAAGAAGAACAGGUGGGUUAAUUGUUAUUCAUGGUUCAAGUAGCAGGGGUCCCCAGAAAAGCUGAAGAGAGAAAAUUUACAUAUAGGGCAGUAGAACAGAUUGAAAUGCACAAAAUGCAAAAUCAGCCAAGUGUUCCAUCAGGGAUUUUAAUUUUGAGAACCCUAAAAAAGUAGACUGGCUGAUGCUUUGGGACCUUUACUCAGUGAAGACCUUUGCUUGUUCUAGUCUUGAAAGGGAUCACCUCCUCGAGUAACUGAACAAUAAAAUCUUUUUUGGGUGUUGACUUACAGGAGGUUUCACUGUAGUUUGAUUCUGAAAUGUUUUUGUUCCCUAGCAGCACUAUCACUAAGGACCAGGGGCCAGGGGUUUUCCCCAGCUAGUAUGUGAAUGAUCCCUGGUUACUUUCAUGGAAAAAAAAGAAAAUAGAACCCAAAAAGCUUCCUAGCUGUUUGAUUCCCCUCCUGCUAAUUGCAGUGACAUACCAGGAACUUGAAAUCUUAGUGACUGCCCUGUAACCCCAGCCCUAAUACCGGUAAUUCAUAUCCAAGUUAGGACCAAGGACAUUCUAGUUUAACUUGGGUACAGGUGACAUCUACUUUAGGUAGGGGUGUAUCUUGUGGACUAAAGUUUCAGUCAUGGCAAGAAAGUUGGUGUUAUUUGAAGAAAUCUUUUCCUGAUGCCAUAUCUUUUCUGUAUUUUCCUUGAUAGGUUCGAAAGGAAAAUGAGUGGUGCGAAGAGAAAUAA
Messenger RNA from Porites evermanni, 5967 nucleotides. NCBI's taxonomy places the organism in Eukaryota, Metazoa, Cnidaria, Anthozoa, Scleractinia, Poritidae. The record is from the annotation of a GenBank genome assembly.